UAACUUCAUAAGUCGCGAAACACCUGAUCAUCUCCUCUCUCAUAUAUACGAGAUCCUCAAACCCUAGACCUCGCCACGCUCUCUCGCAAAGCACCCAUUCUCUCUCUCUCCCUCUCUCCCUCCCCGAAUCAUACCACAUACUUUCUAGCAAUGGCAGUUGCAUUCUAUGAUGUCACCUCAGAUGCAGGGUUGAAGAAACUUGACGAUUACCUUCUUACUCGCAGUUACAUCACCGGAUACCAAGCUUCAAAGGAUGAUGUUACUGUUUAUGCAGCUCUCUCAAAAGCUCCAUCAUCUAAAUAUGUUAAUGCAUCUCGGUGGUUCAACCAUAUUGAUGCACUUCUGAGGAUUUCUGGUGUUUCUGCUGAAGGGUCUGGUGUCACUGUGGAGGGAUGUGCUCCAAUCCCAGAGGGGGCGAUUGCAACUCCUCCAACUGCUGACUCAAAGGCUGCAGCUGCAGAUGAUGAUGAUGAUGUGGAUCUGUUUGGUGAGGAGACAGAAGAGGAAAAGAAAGCUGCCGAAGAGCGUGCAGCUGCUGUUAAGGCGUCUGCAAAAAAGAAAGAAUCUGGCAAGUCCUCAGUUCUUCUCGAUGUGAAGCCAUGGGAUGAUGAGACUGAUAUGAAAAAGCUUGAGGAAGCAGUUAGAGGUGUUCAGAUGGAAGGUUUGCUCUGGGGAGCAUCCAAACUUGUACCUGUUGGAUAUGGUAUAAAGAAAAUGCAGAUAAUGCUCACAAUUGUGGAUGAUUUGGUGUCUGUUGACACUCUGAUUGAGGAAUGUCUGACAGUUGAGCCAAUUAAUGAGUAUGUCCAGAGCUGCGAUAUUGUAGCUUUCAACAAGAUAUAAAUUUGGGAUCCCUGGCGAUGGGUGCUGGUUAGGUUUCCAGGAGUGGUCUAUUGGUGAAUGGCCAUUGCUGAGAGAAGAGUUAUGUUUAUAUUUCUGUUUUUGUUUUAAGAGUAUCGUUUUUGGCAUUUAGUUGGUCUCUUUUUGGUGGUGUUUGUCAUGACUAAAUUUGAUUUACAAUAUUUUUAAUGAAGAGAUAUUUGGAGCAUUUUA
Molecule: messenger RNA, 1053 nt
Organism: Pistacia vera
Lineage: Eukaryota; Viridiplantae; Streptophyta; Magnoliopsida; Sapindales; Anacardiaceae
Product: elongation factor 1-delta 1-like
Exons: 8
Coding region: 151-843 (230 amino acids)
Biological process (GO): translational elongation
Cellular component (GO): cytosol; eukaryotic translation elongation factor 1 complex
Molecular function (GO): translation elongation factor activity; guanyl-nucleotide exchange factor activity
Source: RefSeq, a predicted model, not a curated record